This is a messenger RNA of Coffea arabica (coffee), 1306 nucleotides long. Its product is annotated as chaperone protein dnaJ 72-like. NCBI's taxonomy places the organism in Eukaryota, Viridiplantae, Streptophyta, Magnoliopsida, Gentianales, Rubiaceae. The record is from RefSeq and is a predicted model, not a curated record.
CCACGGUCGUUCGGUGUUUCCCUCCCCGGAAAGUCGCCCAGUGAAGAACAGCCAACCUGCAAACGACCAAAAAUCCCCCCAAAUCCCAAAAUCACAUUCUUCUAUUCAUCAUCAUCAUCAUCAUAUAUAUAUAUAUAUAUAUAUAGGAAGAACACAUACUAUACUGGUGGAUAAUGGAUCACUACAAGAUUCUGGGAGUCCAGAGGAACGCGAGCAAAGAAGAAAUCAAGCAAGCCUUUCGAAGCUUGGCAAUGCAAUUUCACCCAGAUAAGCAUGCCGAUUCCCCCAAACAUCUUAGGGACACAGCCACCGUCAAAUUCAAGCAGCUUUCCGAAGCCUACGAGAUACUCACCGAUGAUCGCAAGCGUGCCGACUACAAUAUCUCCCGCUACGGAACCUCCUCUUCUUCCUCCGCCUCCUCCUGGAAUACUGGUUGUAAUCAGAAUCAUGGGUACGCCAAGAAUUAUGGGUACGGGUAUGGAGGAAAUUAUACCCAUGAUUAUACGGCUAGUAGGGGCAAAAGGGCUGGUCCGAGUCUCCAGUUUGAGUUGCUUUUUCGGUUUCUCAAUGCGCGGACUUUUGUUCGAACUGCGACUAUAACUGGUGUUUUAAUAGGUGCGAUAUAUCUCAUUGAUGAUGGUGUAGAUGCCCUGUGGAACACAAAAAAUUCUGGGGUAAAUGGGAUGGGAUUUGUAGCGCCUGAAGAAAAUAUUCAUUCUAACGUGCCCUUUGCUUUCGUUAAUUCAAUGAACCCCCAGAAAUCUUUGGAAGAUGCUCUGGAAUCCAUAAAGGAAGCCAAAGCAGUUAAAGAUAAAAGUUAGAGAACUUCAUCUUUUGCAUUCGUCUGUCUGGAACUCCAUUGCUUGGAAAAGCUCGAGCUCCCAAAGAUUGAAGCAAACAAGUUAAGAUCUGGGAAUGUUCCUCCAAGCUUAUUUGCUUCAAGUAUACUCUUUGCCUUUUUGUCAAAUGUGUUGGAGCUGCUGUAUGUACAGGUAGAGAUGCUUCAGCGUUCAUAUUCUUGUCUAAUUUGUGGUAUAAUUCUGUAAUAGUAAGAUAGUGCAUGUGAUUUGUGUAGCUUUGAGCAUCCUUGGAUGCUGAGGAAGCCCCAGAAAAGGUGUCCUUUCAGAUUACUCUUGAGUUUCUGGUUUCAGUUCUACAUUGCAGAAUAUUUUGCUAGACUAAAAUUUACUUGUAAUAGAGCCAAUUUUUCUACCUAUUGCCCUUUUCUUGACAAAAUUCAGUUAGUGGAACAACGUAUCUUGCAUGGGAAAGGUCAAUAGGAGAUAUUUACAAUGCACUGUGUCUC